[Torrubiella] hemipterigena is the source of this 1137-nucleotide messenger RNA. Lineage: Eukaryota; Fungi; Ascomycota; Sordariomycetes; Hypocreales; Clavicipitaceae. The record is from the annotation of a GenBank genome assembly.
AAAAAAGACCCUUUUCACCUCCCAUAGAGUAGUUACAGCUAUCCAACCAGGUAAAUUCAUCUCGCUUAUGAGCCAUGCAAAACUCCACAUAGUAAAAUGUAGACCCUGUGAGGCUCUUACGAAUUUACCUCCAAUCAGAGGAGCGCAUGCAGCCCCAUAUCCAGAUAUGUAUUCUGGUGGUUGGUUAUCCUAGUAUAAAACCCGGCCAAUCUCCUCUGCCAAGACGAAUUGAUCAAGCAUCUCAAACGCUGUCUCCUUACUCUUCGUACGCUUGCUACUUUAGUCCAUAAUGCGUUUCCAAACCCUCGGUCUUGCCGCUCUUGCAGCGGUUGUUGAUGCCAACACCAACCAUCCCGUCAGUUUCAUGACCGGUGACCCCUUGCAGCCUGCUUUAUGGGCUGCUCCUCAGUGGAACUUGCCCACUGGCACUUGUCUUCCCAGCGAGGCCAAGGUCAACGGCGCCCAGAAUCCUGGCAAUGCUCAGGAUAACUGCAACAUUCACAAGUUGAACCACAACUGCCCUUCGCAGCCCAACUGGACUGGAGCCGACACUCCUCUGUGGUCUUUCCCCACAUACUAUGAUCACAAGCGCUGCAGCACUACUGAGUUCCGUACCGCUUACAACGUCUACUUCACCAAAGAUACCGGCCACAGACACGAUAUCGAAUGGGUCAUUGUUGUCUGGGGCUCCAAUGACAAUGGUCAAACUUUUUACAGAAACAGAAUGAUUUUUGAGCAAGAUGGACACCACCCAUCCAAGCAGUGGGGCGACAUCCAAAACACCUUUGACAACCAAAGCGAUCAACUCAAACUUGGUCAAAAGUAUCAGAACCAUGCUCGUGUAUUCGUCUCGAAAUGGCACCACUCAAUGCACGAUGAUCGCUACACGCAAUUUAAGAACACGUGCCCUCCUAACUCUGUGUCCGACUUCCGAACCAAUGACUACUACUUCUGGUCUAACCAGAACCUUCAGCACAUCGAUACUAUCCCUGCCGACUGGAACUACUCUCCCGCUGCUUGGGUCCGUGGCCAGGGUAUUUGCAACAUCUAGAGUGUAGAUGGAAUAGAGUAUGAACGGGUACUAGAUAGAAUAGUUUAAUCUACAUGGCAAUUAUUCAAACCAAUUCAUAAUACGAG